Molecule: messenger RNA, 4910 nt
Organism: Lytechinus pictus (painted urchin)
Lineage: Eukaryota; Metazoa; Echinodermata; Echinoidea; Temnopleuroida; Toxopneustidae
Exons: 7
Coding region: 157-3600 (1147 amino acids)
Biological process (GO): intracellular signal transduction; protein phosphorylation
Cellular component (GO): cytoplasm
Molecular function (GO): ATP binding; protein serine/threonine kinase activity
Source: RefSeq, a predicted model, not a curated record
GCCAUCAUAAAGGACUUAACUAAUAUUGAUUGCAUUGUUUUAAGAGUGCCAUUUCACCCUUAUCAGAUGCUGUUAAUAUAUAGCGCGAUAUGUAUACAUAUUAAUGAGAUUACUUUGUGAUAUCGAUAUCAAUUUGUAUACAACUCGCCAGGCAUUAUGUCAUUAACCUGUCGUCUGCCAGCUGAUCCCCCGAGCGAAACUAUAGACUCUCCGGAUCGGACUGACGAUCGCUUUCAUCGGCCUUUGCCGACACCGCAUCUUCGCGGUAUGACGACACAGAAGCCCCUCCAGUACGUGGCCACCAGACCGAGAUCAUCGAUCACGAAGCGGACGUCGUCGAUGCUGACAAAGAGAAACGGGCCUCCAUUGCAGGGUGUUAUGGCGGUGGUUGGGCGAUCGACGUUGUCGAAGGAGUUGAUGACGAGUUACAAACACACUAAACGAGUCGGACCUUAUCUCCUGGGCCCAACCAUCGGCGAGGGAAGCUUCGCAAAAGUGAAAGAGGCGAUGCAUGUUCUUGUUGGCGAAAAGGUUGCCGUCAAGAUAAUAGAUAAGAAAGCCGCGAGAGAGGACGCAUAUCUGCACAAGACACUCCGUAGAGAGGCGGGACUUCUCCAACUUCUUGGCCACGCCCACAUCGUACGUCUUCUCGAAGUCAUGGAAACGGAUAAUAACUUGUACUUGGUGCUGGAGCUCUGUGGGGGCGGUCCUCUCCUGGAUAAGGUGUGUGAGAGGAGUGGUAUUGAAGAGGGCGUGGCCAGGCGGUACAUCAAGCAGGUGACUUCAGCUGUUUACCACAUGCACCAAAUGGGCGUGGUCCAUAGAGAUCUGAAAGUUGAGAACCUUCUCCUUGACGACAACGACAAAAUCAGAAUAAUAGAUUUUGGGCUGAGUAAUUUCAUCGGGAAUCUAGAGAGGGAAACCGAUAUUCGGGAUGCUAAAAAACGGGAGCGGGAUUUCUCGAGCCGUAAACAGGCGGACGUACGCGCAAGCCGGAGACAGAGCCGAACUGUUGGAGGGAGAAAUGCUUCCUCGGGUGAUGAGGGUGGUAGACCCGGCGAUACCAAGGGCGUGGCCAGGGCGCGGCUUCCAUCGGAUGACGGAACUAAACGACGAACAAGAGGAUCGUCUCUUCGCGAGGAAAACGGUCAAGAAAGAGCGGGACUGCAGCGGGAAAAUAGCAAGGAGCAACCUAACGUAUCCAGAUCCAACACCAAACAAAAUGGCGGACGAAGUAAUGGCGGGAAUAUUCAAAAUGCAGGUCAACCCAUGUAUCCUCGGAUGGCGAAUGAAGAAAAGAGUUCGCCGGAGAAGAGGCGGGAUGUUUUGAGGAAUAGAAAGAUGGAUGUAUUCGGGACUAGGGACUUUGCGGGAACGCUUUGCGGGAGUCCCGCCUAUGCAGCUCCGGAGAUAAUUGCGAGGAAGCGAUAUGGACCCAAGGUGGACGUUUGGAGCAUUGGUGUCAAUGCAUACGCUAUGCUGACUGGUACUCUUCCCUUCAUAGUCGAGCCGUUUAAUCUUAGGAAACUCUUGUCGAAGAUUCAGAAAGCAGACAUGGGACCACUGCCUUCUGGUCUGUCAUCAGACUGCAAGAGUUUUGUCCGUUAUCUUCUCGAACCGGACCCGGAGAAGAGACCAACGGUUUAUGACGUCUUGUGUCAUCCCUGGUUGGCAGGUGUCUACGAGCCUCUCCGCUCUUUAAGCCCUACAGCAUCAAACUACGCCCUCACCCCCACUCCUCCACCUACCCCGUGCUCUCCAGGACGAAGGCUCAGUCGCAUGUUGCUCGAUCACGACAUCAUCAGCUACAUCCGGGAAACGCUUGGGAUCAAGUCGGUGCACGUCAGCGAGUCGGUGCUUGCAGGGCGCGCCGACGAAUACUCUGCGAUUUACCAUCUCCUGGCCAAGCAACGCCAGCGGGACGAGGUGCCUAAGAUUGCCCAGAGACUGCAGGAGAACUGGGAAACCUUUCGAGUGUGUUCCCGUCAGGAUGAUGAUGAUGAUGAGGAUCUUGGUAACGAAGGUGAUGGGGUGAACGAGGCUGGGGAUACGAUUAAGAAUCGAGGAGGGUCUCCAAGACAAGGAAGGUUGACGAAUGAUUUUGAUGACGACGAGAAAAAGAAGUCAGUGGCGGCAGAGACUGCUCUUCAGAUGGCUGGCAAGAAGAAUGGUAGUUUCCACUUCAAGAUGACCAUGGUGAUAGAAGAGGAGGCUGAGAGAGCUGCACGAUCACCAAAUAAUAUCUCACCAAGCCCAAAAGGAACAGAGACUAGCGCCAUCUAUCGCGAGGUUCUUGGUGAGAUGCCGGCGGAACAAUCAUCACCAUCGUCACCCGCUAAGUCCAUAUCUUCUAAAGACGGACAACGCACAGCGACACCGUUCAGUCAUCAACAGAGUGACAGACAUGAGAAUGUUAGUUCAGUUAACGACAGUCGGAUCACAAGUGCAGCUAGUGGCAACCCGUGGCUCAUUAUGCUUGGGCGAGAAAGGACAACGAGUACAAUUCGGUCUGGCAUCAGUGGUCCUGAUACGAACAGAAAUGCGCACCAAUCCGGUGUGACAACAGCGUGCUUUCGAGAAGAGCAAGUGAAGAAGAAACACGACAAGGUCAAUCACAUGAUUAGGACUGGGAGAAAUGUAGAGUCGUCUGCGAAACGCGGCAGUGUGAAUGGACGGGUUUCUCUAUCUACCGGUAGGGCACUCAAGUUAACUUUCCAGCAGUCAACCGAUCCAACCGUGACGACAUUUGUGAAUCAUUUCCGACACAACCAGCUCCCCGAUCGACUUACGAGACGAUCGAAUCUCAAGAAUUCUCUCAUCGCGGACAUGACUGUAGGAGGUCAAAAUGGACAUCUAAUUACACCCAAGUCCGUCACAUUUCGGAGGAACAAAUAUACUUUAGAGGCUGACACAAGACUGCGGGAAACUGUCAUAAAAGCAUCUGUUGCAAACACAACCGGCGUACAAGAACAUACAAUGCCGAGAGCAGGAAAUACCAGUGGCCGUAGCGAUAGAAAGCAGGAAGAAGCCAUAAGGGUUUACCGUUCUACGCGUAAAACAGCAGUUCCUCGCGAUUUCUUGGAUAACCGUCGACAAAGGCGAAUUCAGAACCCGGUCAAACGUAAACCUGUUGGUAGACCCCCGGUGACACUGUCCCGCAAACCUAUCAGAGCCAACAAGGGGAGAAUAAAUCCAACCACUCUACAGAAACAAGAAAGAUCCACUGUGACAACGAUUGCGACGAUGUCAGGACGACCAAGCACAUCGAGCUUGCAGGAUGAGCAGAAUUGUAUUGCAGAGGCGACAGUCAAGGGUAGUUGUAGUUGCUCGAGGGCGAAAGACAUUCGAAACGCCGCCAGUUCGAAGAAUGAUGGCAACGACAUGACAAAGUUACCGAGGAGGUUCUCAACUAGUGACGAAGGAUACGACACCACUCACUCAAUAGACGGCGACUCCAUCAAGAGAUUGCCCGAUAUAGCACCACCAAUUCUGAGUCUUUCUCCAAGAUGCUUGCCAGAAGCCGAAAAGGUGACUUUGUCGAAAACAAUGAAAACUCUUAAACUUGGAAAUACCGAGAGAACAAGUAUUCAGAUAUCAUAAUCGUAUGGAUAAAACUGAUCGAAAUUGGACGAUAAUAUCAUGAUAGAGAUUGCUGUGGCGUUUUAGUAUCAGUGGUAUUUAUCAAGUCAUGUUUGGAGAUGGAUCGAAAGUAUUAUACGUAAACAUUUUCCCCAUAUUUAGCUCCUGGAAUUUCGUUUAAAGUGCUGAAUAAUAAAAGAAUGAAUGUAAAUGCGGUGAAAUAAAUUGAUAUUUUUUUGUAAAGAGAUAGCGAAAGGGUAAAGUUACCGAAAUAUUCUUCCAAACAUUUCAAUUUUGAAUGCUUGUUUGUUUUUUGUUUUACAUUAUUCGCUCGGUUCGAUAUCUGAUAAAUUGAGAUGGUAAUCGUUUUUAACGAUUGUUUGGAGUUCUGACAGGGCUGUUUUCUUUUAGAUGACAAGGACACACUUCUUAUUUUCAUCUUCAUUAUAUUCAUUUUUCUUUUUCUUAAUAUUAACAAUAUUAUCGUUAUUAUAAUUAUUAGCAUCAUCGUCGUCGUCACCGGUGUGCCAUCUUCCAUCUUCCAUUAAAACCACCCACUUUAUUUUCAUACGUUUAUUUUCCUUCACCCCAACUACCACUAGCACCAUCAUCCUCAUCAUCCUCAUCAUCAUCAUCACCGUCAUCAUCAUCAUCACCGUCACCAUCACCAUCAUCCUCAUCACCGUCAUCAUCAUCAUCACCAUCAUCCUCAUCAUCCUCCUCAUCAUCAUCACCAUCAUCAUCAUCCUCAUCACCGUCAUCAUCAUCACCCUCAUCAUCAUCUUCAUCACCAUCAUCAUCAUCAUGGCGUAGUUUCCUUCAGCAAGAAAUUAAUCCACAUUGUGCUGCACUCAACCCAGGUGAGGUGAAUGGGUACCUGGCAGGAAUUUAUUCCUUGAAAUGCCGAGCGCUGGAAAGCUGCUUGAGCUACAGCCAGGGUAAUAAUAUCCAAGUCAUUUGGAAGCGCAUAGAGACGUUAUUCAUAAUGUGUUAUGCGCUAUACAAGAACUGACUAUUAUUAUUAUUGUCAUCAUCAUCAUCAAUCAUCACCAUCCUCAUCUACAACAACAUAAUAAUAAUCAUUAUUGUCAUUAUCAUCGCUAUCUUCAUGAUCAUUAUCAUUAGCAGCAGCAACCGCCUGUAUCGAGAGUAAGGCCCGUCUUUGCUGCCCAUACGAGAAAAUGUCUAGGUGUUACAUUUCGGGUAACGAGCAUAGAAAUGUAAAGCAUUGCGUACCUCUUGAUUUUGACAUAUCGCAUCAUGAUUUGCUUUGUAAAUUUUGUAACUUAUGAUUAGAAAUGAAAUAAAUUCGAAUAUUGACCGAUCAAUCG